AUGUAUAUAAGGACCUGACGGCCGCUCUGCAAGCACCGUCCUCAGAGGAGCAGCAGCGGGUCUCCUCACGCACAGCCGGGCACGAGCAGAGUCAUGUGUGACGACGAUGAGACCACCGCUCUUGUGUGCGACAACGGCUCCGGCCUGGUGAAGGCCGGCUUUGCUGGAGACGAUGCGCCCAGGGCCGUGUUCCCCUCCAUCGUGGGCCGCCCCCGUCACCAGGGCGUGAUGGUCGGCAUGGGUCAGAAGGACUCGUACGUGGGCGACGAGGCUCAGAGCAAGAGGGGCAUCCUGACUCUGAAGUACCCCAUUGAACAUGGCAUCAUCACCAACUGGGACGACAUGGAGAAGAUCUGGCACCAUACCUUCUACAACGAGCUGCGUGUUGCCCCCGAGGAGCAUCCCACCCUGCUGACGGAGGCUCCUCUCAACCCCAAGGCCAACAGGGAGAAGAUGACACAGAUCAUGUUUGAGACCUUCAACGUCCCCGCCAUGUACGUGGCCAUCCAGGCCGUGCUGUCCCUCUACGCCUCCGGACGUACCACGGGUAUUGUGCUGGAUUCUGGUGACGGUGUGACUCACAACGUGCCCAUCUACGAGGGCUACGCUCUGCCUCAUGCCAUCAUGCGUCUGGACUUGGCAGGCCGGGAUCUGACCGACUACCUCAUGAAGAUCCUGACCGAGCGUGGAUACUCCUUCGUAACAACUGCUGAGCGUGAGAUUGUGCGUGACAUCAAGGAGAAACUUUGUUACGUUGCUCUGGACUUUGAAAAUGAAAUGGCCACCGCUGCUUCCUCCUCCUCCCUGGAAAAGAGCUAUGAGCUGCCAGACGGUCAGGUCAUCACCAUCGGCAACGAGCGUUUCCGCUGCCCAGAGACACUCUUCCAGCCCUCCUUUAUUGGGAUGGAGUCUGCAGGCAUCCAUGAGACUGCUUACAACAGCAUCAUGAAGUGUGACAUUGACAUCCGUAAGGACCUGUAUGCCAACAACGUGCUGUCCGGUGGUACCACCAUGUACCCGGGUAUCGCUGACCGCAUGCAGAAAGAGAUCACAGCUCUGGCUCCCAGCACCAUGAAGAUCAAGAUCAUUGCCCCUCCGGAGCGCAAGUACUCAGUGUGGAUCGGUGGCUCCAUCCUGGCCUCCCUCUCCACCUUCCAGCAGAUGUGGAUCAGUAAGCAGGAGUACGAUGAGGCUGGACCCAGCAUUGUCCACCGCAAGUGCUUCUAAACACGGCGCCUCCGAAACCUCCAGUUAGAGAUCCAAAGCAGGACACUGCUGUCCCAGGACUCUUAACGAGAUGGUUAUUGUUCACCUGCAGGGAUCAAACAGCUUUUUGUACAUAAGUAAUUUAUUCCUUCUCGGAUGAAUGUGAUGUUUGAGUGUGAAUGAAUUCUGGCGUGCAGAUGAGCUUUAAGGCAUGACACAAUCCAGCUUGGAGCAACUGAAUGAAAGAAGAAACAGAAAUGACCAAAAACAAACAGCGUUUAAAGCAAAUAAA
Molecule: messenger RNA, 1498 nt
Organism: Nematolebias whitei (Rio pearlfish)
Lineage: Eukaryota; Metazoa; Chordata; Actinopteri; Cyprinodontiformes; Rivulidae
Gene: acta1a
Product: actin alpha 1, skeletal muscle a
Exons: 7
Coding region: 94-1227 (377 amino acids)
Source: RefSeq, a predicted model, not a curated record